Molecule: messenger RNA, 1099 nt
Organism: Drosophila ficusphila
Lineage: Eukaryota; Metazoa; Arthropoda; Insecta; Diptera; Drosophilidae
Exons: 3
Coding region: 360-803 (147 amino acids)
Biological process (GO): positive regulation of voltage-gated potassium channel activity; sleep; regulation of synaptic transmission, cholinergic
Source: RefSeq, a predicted model, not a curated record
GUUCGAUUUCGUUUGCGGACGUCGACUGACAGGCGGCUCUUGGUGUUUAGCCGGGAAAAUCGGGGAAAAUCGAAAUAAACUCAGGGGAAAAUUGGCAACGCGUGUUUACAUUUUAUUUUCCUAACGGUCUGAAACCAAACAAAAUAUAUUGAAGUCAUUUAUAUUGGACAUACGUAUUAUGCACAAUAGAUAUACAUUUUAUAUUUAAAUCUCGUGCGGAUCGUUUCAAUUGCGCUGAGCAGAGUUAAAAAUAAGCGCGCCACUUGAAUUAUUUUCCAUAAAACCAUCAAAUAAAACAAAAUCCAAACGCAAACGGAAAAGGUGAAAAAACCAAACCCAAUUCUCGUUUUUCAUUAACAAUGCGGCGUUAUUUACUUUUGUUUGGCGCGCUCAUCUCGCUGCUGGCCUCAGCUUACGCCAUCCAGUGUUACGCCUGCGAAUCCGUCUACGAGGACAGUUGCGGCGAGGACUUCGCAGUCGAGAACCAUUUCAAAUACGACUGCGCCUUUAUCGCUCCGCCGAGAUUUCUGGAGAACGAUCUGCUCAACGUGAAUGCCACGGCCUGCCUGAAACGGGUCUUCCAGGAAAAUGGCGUGCGUAAGAUCGUUAGGGGCUGCUACUUCGGCGAGGUGAAUGCCACCGACGUGUGGUGCAAAAUGGAUCCCACACUGACGGCGGUGCAGAACGCCAGUUGUCAUGUGUGCGACGACGAGGACUACUGCAAUGGGGCGGAGAGCGCAGUGGACAAGUGGAGAAUUCUCGCCAGUCUGCUAAUGUUUCUCUUGGCACAUCAGCUACUCUGAAAUGACAGGAAGACACUAAAAUAAUGUGGGGCACGAAACGCACAAUAAAAGGCACAAUAACUUAAGUAAACCUAGUUCAAUUUAGCUAUACUCCAACAAGGUCCAAAACUAUCACUUAACAAAGUCCACACAGCACCCCCAAUUAAGCCAAAACUCACAAUCUACCCCACUGUAUUAAUGGCCAAUCAUCGGCAAACAUGGCGUAUGAGCAACAUUAGCCGACAUGAGCCGAAAAGCUGGCAAACAAAUUUCGAACGAUCCGAAUGCAAACUAAUAAAAACUAAUUUUACACAGAA